ACGAGGGCAAGAAGCUCAUCUACGUGGAGGAGCUGCCUGUGCAGGACCACUACAUCUUCUACUGCGAGAAGCAGGGCCCGCAGAAGACGUUCGGCAUGGGGAAGCUCAUGGGGAGGACCCCUGAGGAAAACCCCGAGGCCCUGGAGGAAUUUAGGAAAUUCGCACAGCGCAAGCGACUCCCGCAGGAGAAAAUAAUCAUCCCUGAGCAGAGGGAAAGCUGCGUCCCUGAGCAUGACUAGGCAGCCACCUGGAUCUGCGCCCCAGAGCUCUCCCUCCCUGCCAGACCAGCCUUGCACCGGACUGGGCCUCCAGCCCGACCACCGCCAGGGCAGCCUCCACCCUGCCGCUGACCCCACCCCACUCCAAAUAAAGAACUUCAGCAGCA
This is a messenger RNA of Chinchilla lanigera (long-tailed chinchilla), 385 nucleotides long. Its product is annotated as odorant-binding protein 2b. Lineage: Eukaryota; Metazoa; Chordata; Mammalia; Rodentia; Chinchillidae. The record is from RefSeq and is a predicted model, not a curated record. Gene Ontology annotation, molecular function: small molecule binding.